This is a messenger RNA of Suillus subalutaceus, 1806 nucleotides long. RefSeq lists its product as uncharacterized. Lineage: Eukaryota; Fungi; Basidiomycota; Agaricomycetes; Boletales; Suillaceae. The record is from RefSeq and is a predicted model, not a curated record. The transcript is spliced from 6 exons. Bases 161 to 1417 code for a protein of 418 amino acids.
GAUCAGAGGACAACAUUUCCUUUGGAAGGACACAUCCUACAAUGCACAUUCCAGCAGUCCAGCUUGGCAGUCCCCGCACACUGACAGCAGGGCAUCUUCAGCGUCAGAACAUUUCGCCUUUGCUGGUAUCUGACCAGUUGAGGUGAUUCUUUACCACUAAAUGAUCACUCCCUUCUUAUUGGUUUUAGAAGGGAUACAGCAUCGCGUUCCCGCGAAAAUGUACCCUUCCGGGCCUCCCUCAUGUUACUACGCACAGUCACAGUCUAGGGAUGGUUUUACACGUUCUGGCGCCGUCGGUGGUUCAAGCGCAUACCGCUCUGUAGGAGUCGGUUCGACCACUCAUUUUCCAGGUGAUAUUUCGAAUAGAGAUUUUCCUGUUGAACAUUCUAUGCAACCGCUGCAGGAUACAUCAUUCCAGUCUCUGGCAAUGGUUGUACCAUCACACAUAACCAAUACCACUUUUCAGAGCUACGGAGGCAACGUCAUCCAUCUCUCACGACUACAGCACGCAACUCCGCUUUCAGGCGGUGGCGCAAGCACAAGGAGCUUUGCGAAUUACCGCUACACGUUGGAUGCCGGUCCGCCUGCUCAGAUUUCAGGUGGAAUUCCGGAUAGAAAUUCUAUGCUUGCAAAUCCUGUGCCAUUGCAGCCGGACACAGUAUCACAGCCGUUCAACGGCACUCCAUCACACGGAAGCAUGGUCAUUGCUCCGAGAUACGAAGGCGACGCCAGACCUGUCGUCUUAGAAUCGCAUACCGCAGAAUUAUCCAGGUCCACAUCCUUCUAUAAUCCAGUUUACAGUCAUUCAGACUAUCCCCAUUAUGGCGUAACUCCCCCUCACCCUCCGUCGCCGCCAUCAUCGUCGAUUCUAGCAUCUAGGACAGAAACACUUCAUUAUAGUGCACAUCAGCCGGCUCCCUCCACGGACCACGCUGUCCAAGCGGCGUCAUUUCGUGGGCAUGGUUCCCAGCAGUCAGCUUCUCCUCCGGUUCUCUACAUCGAUGGCCGUUUAAUAGAUGAGGAUGACCUUGCAGACCAGGGAACCAACGACGGCAAUAUAAUCGUUGGCCAAUGUCUUCGCAAUGACUCGCCGUGCGGCCUUUGGGUGAAAGCCGACAAGGGUUCAAUCAAGCGCCAUGCGCACAAAUGGCAUGGGGUUGCUCGUGGGGGUGACAUUAACCCAGUCGAGUGUACAUGGGCCGAGUGUCACACCAAGAUGCAAAAGAGCGCUGUGCCACGGCACACUCUGUGCAAACAUUUCGGUGAAACAUUUCAGUGUAACGGGUGCUCGAAACCUUUCACUCGAGACCAUGCUUGCAGAUCUCAUGUUGUAAACUGUACGUUAGGUGCUCAUGGAUACGGUGUGUCGUAUAACCCUAUUACUACCCGUGUUAUCAAUGUGAGAGGCAUGCCCUGAGACAGGUCGGUUAUUGAUUCUGGAUGGAAGGGAAUGAUUGAGCCAAAAGGUUCAUUCAAACUAAAUUGUCGUGAUUCACCUUUUACUCGUUCACGUUGCCGACAAGAAAUGGUUAUGUUUCAGACAGGCGCAUCAUCCCGCAGCUGCAGACAAUUGUUAUUGGUUUUUACCUGCCCAUGAUCAUUAAUGAUCAUAUAACGCGCAGGCUAGCUCGCAUCAGAGCCCGCUAUGGUGGCAUUUACGGAUUGUGAUGGAACUCGAUGGAUUGGUCAUGGAGGCUACAAAUAUUACAAGUAGAUAGCUGGUACACCCCAAGAAGUUAGUUUAGCCUGACCUAGGUUAACCUGAUCAUUUUUACACUCAAUGUAAAUAAAUUAAUAUGUGUCUUG